Messenger RNA from Linum trigynum, 1603 nucleotides. NCBI's taxonomy places the organism in Eukaryota, Viridiplantae, Streptophyta, Magnoliopsida, Malpighiales, Linaceae. The record is from the annotation of a GenBank genome assembly.
AGUCAUCUGUGUCUUUCCUUCUUGUAUUCUUCCGGUUCUUCCUUCUCUAAACCCUAGUGCUUCCAAGAGGAAAAUCGCAGCCUAAUACUCAGGUGACGGGUGAAGGAAAGGCAGAGCGGAGAAGGGAAGAAACCGGAAAGAUGAGACCGAUUUUGAUGAAGGGCCAUGAAAGGCCGUUGACGUUUCUGAAGUAUAAUCGCGAGGGCGAUCUAUUGUUCUCCUGCGCCAAGGAUCACACUCCCACUGUCUGGUUUGCCGAUGACGGAGAGCGCUUGGGCACUUACCGCGGCCACAAUGGAGCUGUCUGGUCUUGUGAUGUCUCAAGAGAUUCGAUGAUGUUGAUUACUGCCAGUGCUGACCAGACAGCUAAGCUUUGGAAUGUCCAGACUGGGGCGCAGCUGUUUACUUUCAAUUUUGACUCUCCAGCGAGGUCUGUUGACCUUUCUGUUGGUGAUAACCUUGCCGUCAUUACAACAGACCCCUUCAUGGCUUUUACCUCUGCCAUCCAUGUGAAGCGCAUUGCUAGCGAUUCUUCUGAACAAAUUGGCGAUUCAGUUUUGGUACUCAAGGGGCCUCAGGGCAGGAUUAAUAGAGCUGUUUGGGGACCUCUCAACCGGACCAUAAUCAGUGCUGGAGAGGAUUCCAUCAUUCGUAGAUGGGAUACCGAGACAGGAAAGUUGCUUCAAGAGUCAGAACCAGAAGUUGGACAUAAGAAACAAAUAACUUCACUGACAAAGUCUGCUGACUGUUCCCACUUUAUUACUGGUUCCCUUGAUAAAUCAGCAAAGCUUUGGGACAUCAGAGAUUUAUCCCUGAUUAAGACUUAUCUGACUGAGCGGCCAGUCAAUGCUGUUACAAUGUCGCCACUUCUUGAUCAUGUUGUCUUGGGUGGUGGCCAAGAUGCAUCCGCAGUUACCACUACCGAUCACCGUGCUGGAAAGUUCGAAGCAAAAUUCUUUGAUAAGAUUCUGCAAGAAGAAAUUGGAGGUGUUAAAGGUCACUUUGGUCCGAUCAAUGCUCUGGCUUUCAACCCUGAUGGCAAAAGUUUCUCUAGUGGAGGUGAAGACGGGUAUGUACGGCUGCAUCACUUUGAUCCCGAUUACUUCAGCAUCAAAAUAUAAGAAAAAGCGAGUGUGAGCUGCUCUGCAGUACCAGAGGGUGCGAAUGUAUUUUGGUUUAUUUUCUAGCACAAGAAAGAACCUGCUUUGUUGGUCGCUGUUGUAGAAUUACAAACGUUUGUAACGACUGCAGUUGGUAAUUUUAUUAGCAAUAUUAUGUGUCAGGAGCUAGGAUGGGCAACGGGUAUUUGGGUAUACACAUAUCCGUUCCUUUUUUUGAGGGUUAUGGGUAUCCAAAUACUUGUAAUAUUUUUUACGGGAUGGGAUUUGAGAUCAAAAAGUUUUAUAAUGGGUACCACAGGAUACCAGUUAAUACCCGUUUGGGUAUUACGGAUACCCGUACUACCCGCUCACCCAAAUUAUACUCCAAUUUACUACUCUAACCCUUAGCUCAAUGCGAACAAAGCAUACCUCAAAGAGUAAUUAGCCAUUCACAGUUCAGUAAAUCACUAACCAUGACUAGCUGAUAAAUGAGUUUAUAAUGG